AUGCCUGCUAUCCGAAGAAGCCUGCAGGCACCUAGGCCCGAUAAGCCUUAUCUAACUAAAGGCCAUAAUAUAAUCCCUAAGAUUGAAGAAGCUCUUAGGCGAAAUAAGGGUAAGGGCGAUAUGCUAUAUAUAAUGGCUAUAGAUAUCGGAGAGGCCUGGUUUAAUAAGGAUAAUACUAGCUGCAUUAGGAUAGUAAUCUUUAGUUAUAAGAUCCUCCUGCUUAUAUAG
Molecule: messenger RNA, 228 nt
Organism: Fusarium redolens
Lineage: Eukaryota; Fungi; Ascomycota; Sordariomycetes; Hypocreales; Nectriaceae
Exons: 1
Coding region: 1-228 (75 amino acids)
Source: RefSeq, a predicted model, not a curated record